AUGAAGUUCGCACUCAGCCUCGCCUUCCUGCUCCUCGGCCUGUGCCUCGUAUUCGCCCAGGACGUGGACAUCGACGUGGGCGGCCUUGGCGUGUCGGGCGACCUCGACGACCUCUCCGUGUCGGCCAACGCCGGCGACAACGAGGCCUCGGCCUCGGCCGACGAUAACUCGGCGUCGGCGACCACCGACAGCGACAGCGACAACACGGCGACGACGACCAACGUAGUGACCACCACGCCCGUCGUGAUCUCCACCGUUGCGCCUACGACCACAACUGUGGUGACCAACGCCAACGGCGUGCAGCAAGUGCCCGUGCUGGUGGUGUCGUCCGACACCUCGUCGGCCUGCUCCCUCUCUCCCUUCUCCUUCUUCUAA
Acanthamoeba castellanii str. Neff is the source of this 375-nucleotide messenger RNA. RefSeq lists its product as uncharacterized. The transcript has a single exon. NCBI's taxonomy places the organism in Eukaryota, Discosea, Longamoebia, Acanthamoebidae. The record is from RefSeq and is a predicted model, not a curated record. Bases 1 to 375 code for a protein of 124 amino acids.